AUCCCCGUUCUUGUGAUUUCAGGUGCAGAGGGCGCCGUGUUCAGCGGCUCUAUAGAAACACCUCACGUCAGAGCGGAACCCUUCAAAGAACUGCGGCUGGAGUCCCCGACCCGCUCCCUGAUCAUGGAGGCUCCGAAGGGCGUCCAGAUCCUGGCGGAGGCGGGAGACAUCCAGGCCUCCUGCAGGAACGAACUACGCCUGGAGUCCAAGGACGGAGAGAUCUCUCUGGACGCCACGAGGAUCCGCCUGCUCGGUCUGCUGGACGGGAAGGCCUCGUCCUCGUCCUCGUCCUCCUCCUCGGGCACCAGGCAGACGGUGUACGAGGUCUGCGUCUGCCCCAACGGACGCCUCUUCCUGUCCCAGGCCGGCACCGGCUCCACCUGCCACAUCAGCCCGAGCGUCUGCCUCUAGACCCCCCAACACCAACACACUGACCCCCAAACACACUAACCAGAACCCCCAAAUACUACACACCACCCCAAACCCACACCAACUAGACCCCCCAAACACCAGACACUGAACCCCAAAACACACACUCACCAGAACCCCCAAAUACUACAGAUUUAACCCCAAACACACACUAACCCGAACCCCCAAAUACUACACAUUGAACCCCAAACACACACCAACCAGCACCCCCAAAUACUACACACUACCCCAAACACACACCAACUAGAACCCCAAACACAAACAGUGUACGCCAAACACACAUAAUUAGACCCCACACACUGAACCCCAACACACAAACUAACCAGAACCCCAAAACACCACACACUGAACCCCAAACACAAACAGUGAGCCCCAAACACACACCGACUAGACCCCCCAGAAACCUUCACACUUUACCCCAUAACACACACCAACAAACUGUACCCCCAAACACACACCGCCUAGACCCCCCAAACACCAACCACUGAACCCCAAAACACACUCCUACACACUGAACCCCAAAACACACUGAAACCCAAAACACACUCCUGCACACUGAACCCCAAAACACACACCAACACACUGAAACCCAAAACACACACCAACACACUGAACCCCAAAAACACACACGAACAAACUGAACCCCAAAACACACACGAACAAACUGAACCCCAAAACACACACCAACAAACUGAACCCCAAAGCAACAACCCCCCAACCCUCCCACCAUCUACAACCUGCUACCAGCGGGCGACCCAGUGGAACUCAGCCCCUGGCCCCCCGGAUAGACAGACAGGCAGACAGACAGGCUGCCACACAGACAGGCUGCCGAGCAGACAGGCUGCCAGCCACAGGGGCCAGCGGCGGCUCUUGGACUGCUGACAAACUCUCCCUGCGGACAAAUCGCAUCACAAGCAAAAAAGAAACUAUUUUAUUUGUACCUUUUUGUUUUUGCUACAAACACAUCCAUCACACACGCACACAUAUGUACACACACACACACACACGGGCACACACGCAAUAUCACGCACACACACACACACACACACAGAGCAGUACACACUCAGACAGACCAGAGAACGGUGCAGAGAACGGCGGCGCUGGAAAACACAUCUCUUGUUCCUCUCCUCCUUAUUCACCCUCUGCUUCUCUUCUGGCUGUGGCCCAAGUGGUAGGACGCUUCCUUUAAGUGGUAGGAUGCUUCCUUUAAGUGGUAGGAUGCUUCCUUUAAGUGGUAGGAUGCUUCCUUUAAGUAGUAGGAUGCUUCCUUUAAAUGAUAGGAUGCUUCCUUUAAGUGGUAGGAUGCUUCCUUGAAGCAAGGAAUCCUUGAAGCAAGGAUGCUUACUAUAAGUGAUAGAAUGCUUCCUAUAAGUGAUCGGAUGCUUCCUUUAACUGGUAGGAUGGAUGCUUCCUAUAAGUGAUAGGAUGCUUCCUUGAAUUGCUAGGAUGCUUCCUUGAAGUGGUAGGACGCUUCCUAUAAGUGGUAGGAUGCUUCCUUGAAGUGGGAGGAUGCUUCCUAUACGUGCUAGGAUGCUUCCUUGAAUUGCUAGGAUGCUUCCUUGAAGUGGUUGGAUGCUUCCUAUAAGUGGUAGGACGCUUCCUGCAAGUGAUAGGAUGUUUCCUUGAAGUGGUAGGAUGCUUCCUACAGUGGUAGGAUGCUUCCUAUAAGUGGUAGGAUGCUUCCUACUACUACACUGAUACCAAACCAAGUCAUUCUCAAAAAGCUAGCUUAUCUAGCAUCUAGCUUCAUAGAAGAAACCUUGCUAACAGUAAGCUUCCUAGGGACUAGCUCCCUAGCUGUAAGCUUCCUAGUGGCGGGCUUCCUAGCAGUAAGCUUCCUAGGGACUAGCUCCCUAGCUGUAAGCUUCCUAGCGACGGGCUUCCUAGCUGAAAGCUUCCUAGGGACUAGCUCCCUAGUGGUGGGCUUCCUUGAAACUACGCUCCCUAGCGGUAAGCUUACCAGCAGUAAGCUUUUCUAGCAGUAAGGUUCCUCGGGACUUGUUCCCUAGCAGCUAGCUUCCUCCAGCCAGGCACCAGUUUGGGCCUUCGGGCCGGCUCCGCUAGAGACCGUCGAGGACAACAGACCCCCCCUGGGGCCCUCUCCCUCUCCGACCAAGGAGCCCCUUCUCCCCAUCAGUCUUCUGGUCCACGCCAGCGUUCCUCUGGCUGUAAAACCCUCUUCUUCAGAGGGGGAGUUACGAGCCCGCGGGGACGGAUCGGAGCCGGCGUGACUGAUGGCGUUUUUACACCAUAGUUUGUGUAAUACUGUCGACGCACUCAAGGCUCCUUCAGCAUGCAGACGCUGAGGAACGAUGUCCUCUAUGAACGGGACGACACUUUUAUAACGCAGGACUUUAGUUUAUUUUUAUUUAUUUUUUACUGGAAAUAAAUCUGUUUAGUCAAUGUUCAGAGAUAAAAGGUAACGAUACGGCAGCGUCGUCCGCCUAGCGCAAACAUGAAGACCGAAAUGCAAAACGAGGAAGCCUUAGUUUAAGGCGUCGCAGGCGCGUGUCGGAUCAGAUAUAAAAGGAUUAAAGUCAUCGAUUGCUUCCAUAAAGUAGCGUCGGAAAAUCAUGAGUUCUCAAUUCAAACCCAACUUUAAUUAAAGAGGAAUUUCUGCCAAUGUUAGGGAGAUGCGGGCUCCCCAGGCUAGCCGUUGCUCAGGCACCUGUGCUGUGGCUGAUUGGAUUAGGCUCCAGACAGGUUUCUGGUGGGAUAGUGCUCCUCUGAGGGAAAAGGCCCCCGCCGCGGUCUGAACUCCGUCUGAACCCGGCUCACCUCCGCCGACGACCUGGUUCUAAAAUAGAAACCAGUGGGCUAUUAGAUGUCGAAACCAGGUGCACCGGUCGUGAAACGUAACAAACAUAUCAAUACGAUGGUCAGAGAGGAGUUGACGAUGUGGAGAGAGCUGGAGAUUGCUGUGCUGAGGAAGGGAAGACUGUUGACCAGUACGUGGUCUCACCCAAACCCGUUCUCACCCGUACCUGUCUCACCCAUACCUGUCUCACCCUUACCUGUCUCGCCCUUACCUGUCUCACCCGCUCGUUCUCUCUGAUCAGACUCUGGUCCGGUCUGCGUCAGUCCUCCCAGCCCACCACUGUUCAUCCGUUAGAGAAGAGGAGGUCUUGCUCCUCUGUCACAGUUAUUCUGUGUUUGUAGCGUCAGGGGGGAACCUGCAAAGUUGUCCCUCGCCUGAGGUCGGUCGGAUAUUCCUUUGACGUUAUUCGUUCCGAAGGGUGAAUAUUAGUAAUGAGUUUAUAAUAUAUUGCUAACUUUACUGUUGUGUGGAAAGCAAGGACUCACGCACACUCACACUCACACAAUCAUACUCACACAGAUGCAACAGACACACACACACACACACAAACACACGCCCACAAUACAACACACACAACCUGAAAGCCAUUGCUGGGAGGUGUGUUGGCCACCAGUUCAGCCCACUCCAUCUUAUUUAUUUAUUUAUAACAAUAUGUCAGAUCAUAGAGCGAUUGUCUCACCUGGGGGGGAUGGGGGGGCCAAGCCUGUCUCCAUCCCACCGUGUGUUGCUGUGUGCGUUUGUGUUGCUGUGUGCGUUGCUGUGUGAAGGAUGUGUGUUGGUGUGUGCGUGUUGGUGUGCGUGUGUUGCUAUGCGUUUGGUUUGCGGUGGUGUGUAUGUGCGUGUGUUGGGAGGGGGGGGGGGGGUAUAUUUGUGUUCAAUAUUGUUGCGUUGCAGGGUGGGUGGAUAUGAGUUCAUAACAGGAAGUCCACGACUCUGUAGAUUGUCCCGAAUCAAAACAUGGCCAUGUGUACUGACAGAACUGGAAGUGAACCCCUGUGAAGAUCUAGUCACCAUAUCACAGGAUAGACCUAACGAGAGGCUAGAGCUCUGCUGUCCUUCACACAACACGAGGCCAGAAGGGCCCUGGGUCUGAGCUCUCCUGUCCCCCACACAACCCGAGGCCAGAAGGGCCCUGGGUCUGAGCUCUCCUGUCCCCCACACAACCCGAGGCCAGAAGGGCCCUGGGUCUGAGCUCUCCUGUCCCCCACACAACCCGAGGCCAGAAGGGCCCUGGGUCUGAGCUCUCCUGUCCUCUCCUGUCCUCCACACAGCCCCAGGCCAGUAGGGCUCUGGGUCCGCCUGCAGAUCUCUCCUGUCCUCCACACAACCCGAGGCCAGUAGGGCUCUGGGUCCGCCUGCAGAUCUCUCCUGUCCUCCACACAACCCGAGGCCAGUAGGGCUCUGGGUCCGCCUGCAGAUCUCUCCUGUCCUCCCUACUGCGGACACUUUGUGAUGAAAGACUUCAUUCAGUUGCUUUUCAAAGUAAAAGCCAACGGGGUGUUUUGUGACCCUGGGGUUACGGACCUGUACAUAAGCCUUUCAUACAGAGCUACUCUUACUUUCUACUGUCCGCUCGGCGACACGACACCGAGGUGAUGGUCGUCACGGCAACCAGUGGCUGGUGGACCCUGGCUUUUUUUUCUCACAGAUCAAAGUUUGGAGGUCCUUCUGAAAGGGGUCGCUGAUGUUUGUUCAGCGGUCCUGCCCUGAGAUUGCUUCAGAUCUGAACUCUGGUGGGAUAUAUAUUUUUCUUUUUGUUUGCCAGUUAAGAAGCCAAUUCAUGUGUUCACACGGGGACUUUGAUGGGGUUUUGAAUGUUCUUCUUGUUUCUUGUGUUUCUGGUUUGCGCCGUGGCGUGAGGAAGAGGGUUCUCCCACAUUCUAUGCAAAACCAGGGAACACGUUCUAACAGUUCUACAGAAACUAAAUCAAUAAAGUUAUUUUUUAAAACUCAA
This is a messenger RNA of Gadus morhua (Atlantic cod), 5201 nucleotides long. RefSeq names its product sarcoglycan, delta (dystrophin-associated glycoprotein) (gene sgcd). Gene Ontology annotation, biological process: cardiac muscle tissue development; heart contraction. The annotation marks the transcript as partial. Gene Ontology annotation, cellular component: sarcoglycan complex; sarcolemma. The transcript has 3 exons. Lineage: Eukaryota; Metazoa; Chordata; Actinopteri; Gadiformes; Gadidae. The record is from RefSeq and is a predicted model, not a curated record.